Messenger RNA from Cricetulus griseus (Chinese hamster), 1690 nucleotides. The record is from RefSeq and is a predicted model, not a curated record. NCBI's taxonomy places the organism in Eukaryota, Metazoa, Chordata, Mammalia, Rodentia, Cricetidae.
GUGACCAUGCUCUUCUGUGUGUCAGAAUCAACAACAUAGCAAUGGCUGUUGGCAAAGAAGCUAAACUCUACCUGUUCCAAGCCCAGGAAUGGCUGAAGCUUCAGGAGAGCAGUCCUGGGUAUAGCUGUAGUGAGAGGUUAUCCAGAGCUCAGUUGACAAUGACAAUGAACCAGACCGAACACAACCUGACAGUGUCCCAGAUUCCGGCUCCCCAAACAUGGCAUGUGUUCUAUGCAGACAAAUACACCUGCAGAGAGGACGUGGAGAGUCCCCAGGGGGAAGAUAUCCCAUUUGAAAUGGUGUUACUAAACCCAGAUGCUGAAGGAAACUCAUUUGAUCAUUUUAGCGCUGGGGAAUCAGGGUUGCAUGAGUUCUUCUUCCUCCUAGUCCUGGUGUACUUUGUGGUGGCCUGCGUUUAUGCUCAGGCGCUGUGGCAGGCUCUCAGGAAGGGAGGUCCCAUGCACAUGGUCUUGAAGGUCCUGACAACUGCACUGCUGCUACAAGCUGCCUCAGCCCUAGCUAAUUACAUUCAUUUCUCCAGGUACUCCAAGGAUGGAAUAGGGGUACCUCUUAUGGGAAGUCUGGCCGAAGUUUUUGACAUUGCCUCCCAGAUUCAGAUGUUGUACCUGCUCCUGAGCCUGUGCAUGGGGUGGACAAUUGUCAGAAUGAAGAAGUCUCCAAGCAGACCUCUCCAGUGGGACUCAACCCCUGCGUCCACAGGCAUCGCAGUGGUCAUUGUCGUGACCCAGAGCAUUUUGCUCCUUUGGGAGCAGUUUGAAGACACGCGUCACCAUAGCUCGCAUUCUCACCGCAGCUUAGCAGGGGUCCUUCUGAUCGUCUUAAGAAUUUGCCUGGCCCUGUCACUGGGCUGUGGCCUCUCCCAGAUCAUCACCAUGGAGAGGAGCACGCUCAAGAGGGACUUCUACAUCACAUUCGCCAAAGGCUGUAUCUUGUGGUUCCUGUGCCAGCCAGUGCUUGCCUGUGUCGCUGUAAUAUUUAAUGAGUACCAAAGAGAUAAGGUUAUCACAAUCGGUGUUAUCCUUUGCCAGUCUGUUUCCAUGGUAAUUUUGUAUAGACUCUUCCUGUCCCACAGUCUAUACUGGGAAGUUUCCUCACUUUCCUCAGUGACACUACCACUGACCAUUCCAUCUGGACAUAAAAGUCGCCCUCAUUUCUGAAGCCCGGCUUUUGCCGGAAGCACAGUGAAUUGGGUACGUGCAGUAAGGGUCCAGAUGCAGUGACUUCUCUCAUGCUCCUGCUGUGAAAAACUGAACAGUGAGCGAAGGCACAGCAUGGUAUUUAUAUCACUGCAUUUCAGCAGUGCUGAAACUCUAAGGUAAUAAAUGUGCUGGAGUGCACUCAAACAAUAAACCUGUGAAAGAGAAUGCUGUUUCAAGGUGACUGAAGCACUUUUGAUGUGGAAAUGUGAAAGAGACGACUCGAAUGACAUGUGGGUCAGGUGCUCACACCUCCGAUGCCUCAUCAGUAUUGAGCUCAGGUCUGAUAGUCUUAAACAGUGCUCCCUCAAAUGAUCACGCUUACACAUAUCCAGCUAGCCCAGGUGUGACGUCAGUGGGAGGUGCUGAUUUUAAAAUACUUUUCAUGCUUUACAGAACGUGCAUUUCACAUUACAGUUUAAAGGAAUUGGAAAUGAAAUUACUUCAGGAAAUAAAUAGAAAGUAUGUUAACA